Pollicipes pollicipes is the source of this 570-nucleotide messenger RNA. RefSeq names its product very low-density lipoprotein receptor. Lineage: Eukaryota; Metazoa; Arthropoda; Thecostraca; Pollicipedomorpha; Pollicipedidae. Gene Ontology annotation, cellular component: plasma membrane. Bases 47 to 511 code for a protein of 154 amino acids. The transcript has 2 exons. Gene Ontology annotation, molecular function: protein binding. The record is from RefSeq and is a predicted model, not a curated record.
CGUGUCCGGAGAGCCGCCGAGCAGGGAGCGCGCGUGCCGCCGGACCAUGGCCGCCGUCCGACUGCUGCUGUUGCUCUGUACGCUGGCCGCCGCCGUCGCCGCAGUCAGCGGCGCCGGCAACAGCACGGUGACCUGCGAAGCCGGCGCCUUCGCCUGCGCCGACGGCAUGCUCUGCGUCCCCAGCACCUGGCGCUGCGACAUUGAGCAUGACUGCUCGGACGGCAGCGACGAGUGGAACUGCGCGGCACCGGCGUGCGCCACCGGCGACUUCCGCUGCGACUCCGGCAGGUGCAUCCACGGCUCCUGGCGCUGCGACGGAGACCAGGACUGCCCAAACGGCAGCGAUGAGCAGAACUGUUCUUCGACCGGCUCAGAGCAGCCCGAGGACCACGAGAGGCCCGAGCGGCCCGUAAACCGCACCUGGGUGACCAGCGGUGGCCGGCCCGUGAUGCCCCAGGCCGUGAUGCUCUUGGCGCCACUGCUGCUGCUGCGCGGCGCUCACGCUCUGUAAUGAUCACCGGCGUGCGGUAACGUGACGUCACGGUGACCCGGGCGAAGGUCAUCGCCCUG